This is a messenger RNA of Tachysurus fulvidraco (yellow catfish), 1707 nucleotides long. RefSeq lists its product as uncharacterized. Gene Ontology annotation, cellular component: external side of plasma membrane. The record is from RefSeq and is a predicted model, not a curated record. The transcript has 5 exons. NCBI's taxonomy places the organism in Eukaryota, Metazoa, Chordata, Actinopteri, Siluriformes, Bagridae. Gene Ontology annotation, biological process: negative regulation of T cell proliferation; cell surface receptor signaling pathway; T cell costimulation. Bases 615 to 1403 code for a protein of 262 amino acids.
UGAGUAUGUCAUCAAUUUAUUCAGUUAUUAAUAAAAUAAACAAAUCUACACCGAUGUUAUUGAUAAUGUUCCCAGAAAUCGAUUUUCAAUCCGAGUGACCUGUCAUGACAUGAUCUUCCACCAGAGGGCGCCUUUAGACUAGGUUGGCGAAUAAGUGGCCUAGGUGGCCUAGUGAUUACACUGCACCUGUGUCUUGUUAUCUAAGACUUACAACCUGAACUUUUGCUCAGUUUGUAAAAAAGCAGAAAUAAAAAAACUAUAAAACAAAGACACCAAAUGCAACACAUCUACUUGAAAAUGAUGAAGAAAAGUGUUCUUGAUAACAAUGUCAUACAAAAUUCUACAGCACAAAAUAAUCUCAGUAUAUCCCACGGUUAUUUUUAUCACCAGUGGCAUUUAUGAUCUAAGCCUGUUUGGAAAACAUUUUCAAGCCUAGAUCUACCAGGUGAAGACCUUAUGCACAAAGAAAACAGAAACCAUACCAGGUUGGAGCUUCAUUGAAUAGAUUACAUUCACAAGGUCACUGAAUUCACCAUCUUUACAAUGUCACCCACUCGUGUCCAACAUAAGAAAGACAUGAGGGAACGUUCCAGAGAGACCAUCUCAGCACCUUCAUGGACUGUUUGCGGCGAGAAACAGAACAUCUUUUUGAAGGAUCGAGUCCGCUCUCAUCACUGAAGGUCGCUCGGUCUGAAGUGGGUCUGGAAGCUGUGCUGCCGUGUGAAUGGGGGUCACACAAUAAAGCCAUAUCUGCAACGCCGUAUAUCCAGUGGCAGACUUUCAGAAACAUGGUGUUCGAGCGAGAGGGUCCUGAUCAGUUUCAGGGCGAGGCUUACAAAAAUCGUGCUGACGUUCCAGAGGGUGUGCUGGCGAAGGGGAACUGCUCCCUGCAUUUGACUGACAUCCGCUUUAGUGAUGCAGGAAUCUAUGAGUGCUAUCUGGUGGUUGGGAAGACGAAUAACAUGAGGAGGAUCUUCAUCCAGAGUGUGCAGCUCUCUGUUCUCGAUCACAAGAGCUCUCAGUCUGUGGAGAUGGGGAAAGACCUGACCCUUGACCUGUACACACACCAGGCACAGACUGUGGUGUUCCAGCCCUCCAACAGUACUGAGUGGAGAGAACUGUGGCAAAGACAGCAUAGAAAGGAGGAUCUCAGGUCUCGGGUGGAGGAGCGAAACGGGAAACUUCUUAUCAAGAACGUGAGAGAGAGCGAUGAAGGACUGUACAAAGUGAUGGACAGCGAAGGACUCGCUCUGAGCACCGUGAAGGUUUCUGUUGAAGAACCUUCUGAACCCACGAGACAGAACACGGUGGAAAAACAGUUGUAUUUAGAAAGCAGUGUUGGAGUGAACUAUCCCUCUCUCCCUCUUCCCUUUCUCCUUGUCAUGCACCUGUAUCUACUCUGACCCUGAAGUUUAUAAUGAUGAUGAUGCUGAUGAUGAUGUUGAGGUGAUGAGCCUCAGUCGUCUCUCACCAGAGUCCUGCAGUGGCUCAGUAAACUACAGGGUAAACGGCGCUCUCUCAGGGCAUCAGGGAGCAAGUGCACUAGAGGAAAGCGCCCUAACCCCUUAUGUGCUCCGGAGGUGUCGUGUUGUGAAACCUGUGUUAACAAUCGAUUUGUUUGAUAUUCAAAUCUUAGCUUCAUUUCACGCUAAUUUCAGUUAGAUUAUUAAUAUUGAUAAUAAGAACAGAAGCAGAAUUUAAAUAAUU